AUGUCUGUGGUUAACACUCAAUCAGCUGCAGUUUACUUUCUCUAUGGAUAUGGUGGAACUAGCAAAACAUUUGUUUGGACAACCUUAUCAUCUGGUAUACGCUCCAAUGGUGGAAUUGUUUGUACAAUUGCUUCGAGUGGAAUUGCUUCAUUACUAUUGCCUGGUGGUCGGACCGCACAUUCCAAAUUUGCUAUACCAGUCCCUGCAACAGAAAAUUCAACAUGCAAUAUUCAUCAAGGCAGUGAGUUAGCUGAAUUAUUAAAGGUUACAAAACUAAUAGUUUGGGAUGAAGUUCCAAUGUGUCACAAAUUUCCAUUUGAGGCACUAGAUAAAAGUCUUAAAGACAUCAUGCAAAACAAUCUGCCUUUUGGAGGGAGAAUUAUGGUUUUUGGUGGAGAUUUCCGACAGAUCUUGCCAAUUGUUCCAAAAGGUAAUCGCUCAGACAUCGUCCAUGCAACUAUAAAUGCAUCAUACAUUUGGGACCAUUGCCAAAUUCUUAAACUUACAAAAAACAUGAGAUUGCUAUCAAAUGCUCCCCAACAGCCCAACAAUGAAGAACUCAAACAAUUUUCACAUUGGCUACUUGACAUAGGAGAUGGAAAAAUUGGACAAUAUAAUGACGGAUUUUCAGAAAUCACUAUUCCAGAUGAGUUUCUUAUAAAAAAUUAUGAUGAUCCUAUCCAUGCUAUUGUUGAAGCUACCUAUCCCAGCUUGAUAGAUAACUACAGUGACACAGAUUACUUGCAAAAAAGAGUUGUUCUUGCCUCUAAAAAAGAAAUUGUUGACAAAAUAAAUGAUUAUGUCCUAUCACUUAUACCCAAUCACGAAAAAGAGUAUUGCAGCGCAGAUAGUAUUGAUAAAUCAGAUGAAUUGCUCAAUCCUGCUUUUGCAUUAUUGCCACCUGAAUUCCUGUAUUCAUUGCAAACAUCAGGUAUACCUAAUCAUAAAUUAAAACUUAAGGUUGGAACUCCAAUCAUGCUAAUACGAAAUCUCGACCAAAUUGAUGGCCUGUGCAAUGGAACUAGGCUCAUUAUCACCAAACUCGGAUCUAAUGUGAUUGAGGCUGAAGUAAUUACUGGGCCUAAUUCAGGAAAUAGGACAUACAUACCCAUAAUAAAUAUGUCUCCUUCUGAAUCUCCAUGGCCAUUCAAACUUAUAAGGAGGCAGUUUCCAUUCAUAGUUUCUUAUGCUAUGACUAUAAACAAAUCUCAGGGACAAUCAUUACACCACAUAGGACUGUAUUUGCCACACCCAGUUUUUAGUCAUGGCCAACUAUAUGUUGCACUCUCAAGGGUUAAAAGCAAAGAUGGACUUCAUAUUCUCAUACAUGACAAUGACGGUAAUCCAAAAAAUAUUACCACUAAUGUUGUUUACAACGAAGUCUUUGCCAAUUUAUAA
Messenger RNA from Glycine soja, 1398 nucleotides. RefSeq names its product ATP-dependent DNA helicase PIF1-like. Bases 1 to 1398 code for a protein of 465 amino acids. The record is from RefSeq and is a predicted model, not a curated record. The transcript has a single exon. Gene Ontology annotation, molecular function: DNA helicase activity. Gene Ontology annotation, biological process: telomere maintenance; DNA repair. Lineage: Eukaryota; Viridiplantae; Streptophyta; Magnoliopsida; Fabales; Fabaceae.